CUGUUUGGUACAGUUGGUGGUGUAGUCAAUUAUGGAUUCGAGUGCGAAGGUCUGAGCUUUUGACGACCUCACUGAUAGCGACAUCAACUACGGAGCUUCUCUCUCGACACAGCUCCGGCGUGAUCGACGGUCCUGAUUGUCUUUCCGGCGCCGGUGAUCGGAGGAGAAAGAUUUGAUCAACUCAAGUCACAGCGUGAGUCGCUUUUGCAAGUUUGAGGUCAAUUCUAGUAUCAAUCAUUUGGACCUUCUUCUCCAGUUAAAUGGGUGAAAAGUGAAUCUAUCCAUAACUGCCCCCAGUUUUACUUAAAUACAUGGUUACUUUUGGGGAAGCAGUUCAAGAUGAAUUGGCUUCUGACAAAUCACAGCAGAGAAAGAGCCCAGAGUCUGGAUACCAAGAGUCCCAAUUCAAUCAAGAAGGAAGCACUGUUUCUGUAUUGCCUGAAAAAGAAUCGAGUGAAUUGCAGAAGACAGAGAGCUCUAAUGCUGAGUUUUCUGCAUCACAAUGCAAAGAGGAAGGAAACACUCUCUCUACGAUAACUGACAAAGUGUUGGAACAUGUGAAGCAGAGACAGAGCUCUCUGAGGGUGUCGCCUAAUUUACAGGGGAGACAAAACCCUGAUAGUGCUAGUGGGGAUCAAACAUCUGAAGGCAAUCAAGAAGGGUCAUCUCACUCUGUAAUACCUGAAAAAGUAUCAGAUAAUUUACAGCAGAGACAAAGAUCUGAAACUGUGGUCCAUGCAUCACAAUCUAAUCAAGAAGGAAGCAUUCUUUCUGUAAAACCUGAAAAGUUGCCGACUAGUUUGCAGCUUACACAGAACCUUAAGACUGGGUCUCAUAUGUUGCAACGCGAUCAAGAAGGAAGGACUCCCUCAAAAAUACCAGAUAAAGUAUCAGAAGAUGGAUAUAACUGGAGGAAAUAUGGGCAAAAACUUGUCAAAGGAAAUGAAUUUAUUCGGAGCUAUUACAGAUGUACACAUUCUAAAUGCACAGCAAAAAGGCAAGUAGAACGCUCACAAGAUGGGCAGAUUACGGAUACUGUUUAUCUGGGUAAGCAUGAACAUCCUAAACCUCAACCUAGUCCCCAGAUAGCUGUUAGCUUUGUACCGCCCAUCCAAGCAAAGAGACAAGACGAGCCUUCUUUAUCUAUUGGGGAGGAUAAAUCAUCUGAUGCACAUGUUUUGACAUCUCACUGUGCUGAGCCAAUGGAAACACCUCCGCUUCCUACUACUGCACCAACUGAUGAUGCUGCAGAAGGUGCAAGUUUACAAUCUAAUAGAAUGAGAGAUGAGGUUGAUCAUAGUGGCGUUCCAGACACAAAGAAACAGAAGAGAGACAUUGGUAACAUUGACGAGAUUCUGGUGGAGAAGCCAAAUGGUGAAUCAAGAGUUGUUCAAACUACGAGUGAGAUUGACAUAGUGAAUGACGGUUACCGCUGGCGCAAAUAUGGACAGAAACUAGUAAAAGGCAAUCCUAAUCCAAGGAGUUACUACAGGUGUUCAAAUGCUGGUUGCCCGGUGAAGAAACAUGUGGAGAGGGCAUCCCAUGAUCCAAAAGUGGUUAUUACCACUUAUGGGGGACAACAUGACCAUGACAUGCCCCCAACUAGGACUGUUACCCUUAACACAGCAGGAUCUGAUACUAAUACUACAGCCCCAAAUGGUGAGUUGAGAUCUAAACCAGAGGAAACUAGUGAAGUUGUUCAUACUAGUGCAAACUGAGCUGCAAGUAGCUGAUGAGGAAUUAUCUGAGCUGAAACUCGAUUCUCGUUUCUGUUGCAAUAACGUGUAAGCUCUUAACACUGCUGUUGAUUAACGCAGAUCAGGAGGCCUGUCGGUGUGCAUAGGAAUUGCUCUCUCUCUCUCUCUCAUGGGGGAUGGUUUUCCCUGCAACUCUGAUUUGAAACCAUGCGUCUAAUUGAUGAUAACCCUGUAUUGGGUGUAAAAAUUAUUUAAGGAAUAAAAUGUAUAUGUUGCACUUGUGUGAGGCUCUUUAAGAUGUUUUUUGUUGCUGCAUUUUUUUGAAUAAUCAUCUUUAUGUUAAUGAAGAAUAUGGGUGCAUGAUCAGCAGACAUUUGAGCUUUUAAACAUUGUUGUGUAAUAUGAAAUUGAUUAAUUCUUGUUCAGGUA
This is a messenger RNA of Camellia sinensis, 2126 nucleotides long. RefSeq names its product WRKY transcription factor SUSIBA2. The record is from RefSeq and is a predicted model, not a curated record. Lineage: Eukaryota; Viridiplantae; Streptophyta; Magnoliopsida; Ericales; Theaceae. Gene Ontology annotation, molecular function: DNA-binding transcription factor activity; sequence-specific DNA binding. Gene Ontology annotation, biological process: regulation of DNA-templated transcription.